AGAUUCAUUCCUUUUUAUUCGUGAUCAUUUACUCCACUAUGCCUACAGACUCAAUUGGUGCCUGGUUCUAGGUACUAGGGUUAGAAAGGACUGUGACACGGCUUCUGCCCUCAAGAAACUCACUGUCUACAGGGAGACACAGGAAAAGAGGUAGCUAUGACAUGGCGUGCAUCAUAUGUUAAGUAUGGCUGAAAAUAAUUGGAUAAUGGAACCAGGCAAAGUGCUGCUAGAUGUCUUAGGAAGUGUUGCCAAGGACUCUUGAUCUUGUUGAACUUGAUGGUAAACAAACCAGGUGGAGAGUAGGAAGUUGGGCCCCUGAUGAUGCCCCAGGCUUGGGGUGCCUUCGGUGAGGCUGGAGUCUCAUCUGGAGGGUGUGGUCUUCACCUCCCUGCAGAAUUGCUGGGCUGCAUGCAGGAAAUCAUCCGGCUGUGUGCGCCCGUGAUUGGAGGGAGGUUGCGGUUGGAAUAAUGAACACGGCAGUGUCGGCAGAGGUGAUUGGCCGGGCACUGCUGCAGUGAGAAUGCAGCCUGGAUGCUUGGGUCCUCGGCUUGUGUGAUGAUCAUCAGUUGAAUGAGGACAGCUGAAUAAUUGGGGAGCUCGAAGUUGCUUCUGCUCCUGGAGAGAAAAUUGUACAAGCCGGAGAUAAAGACCUUGAUGGGCAGCUAGACUUUGAAGAGUUUGUCCAUUAUCUCCAGGAUCAUGAGAAGAAACUGAGGCUGGUGUUUAAGAGUUUGGACAAAAAGAACGAUGGACGAAUCGAUUCUCAGGAGAUCAUGCAGUCCCUGCGGGACCUGGGAGUCAAGAUAUCUGAGCAGCAGGCAGAAAAAAUUCUCAAGAGCAUGGAUAAAAACGGCACGAUGACCAUCGACUGGAACGAGUGGAGAGACUACCACCUUCUGCAUCCUGUGGAAAACAUCCCCGAGAUCAUCCUGUAUUGGAAGCAUUCCACGAUCUUUGAUGUGGGUGAAAAUCUGACGGUCCCUGAUGAAUUCACCGUGGAGGAAAGGCAGACGGGGAUGUGGUGGAGACACCUCGUGGCAGGAGGUGGGGCAGGGGCUGUCUCCAGAACCUGCACAGCUCCCCUGGACAGACUCAAGGUGCUCAUGCAGGUCCAUGCCUCCCGCAGCAACAACAUGUGCAUCGUUGGCGGAUUCACCCAGAUGAUUCGAGAGGGAGGGGCCAAAUCCCUCUGGCGGGGCAACGGCAUCAACGUCCUCAAAAUUGCCCCCGAGUCAGCCAUCAAAUUCAUGGCGUAUGAGCAGAUCAAGCGUCUUGUAGGUAGUGACCAGGAGACACUAAGGAUUCAUGAGAGGCUUGUGGCUGGGUCCUUGGCAGGUGCCAUCGCCCAGAGCAGCAUCUACCCAAUGGAGGUUUUGAAGACCCGAAUGGCCCUGCGGAAGACAGGCCAGUACUCUGGCAUGCUGGACUGUGCCAGAAAGAUCCUGGCCAGAGAGGGGGUAGCUGCCUUCUACAAAGGCUACGUCCCCAACAUGCUGGGGAUCAUCCCCUACGCCGGGAUAGACCUGGCCGUCUACGAGACACUCAAGAAUGCCUGGCUGCAGCGUUAUGCGGUGAACAGCGCUGACCCUGGCGUGUUUGUGCUCCUGGCCUGUGGUACCAUGUCCAGCACCUGUGGACAGCUGGCCAGUUACCCACUGGCCCUGGUCAGGACUCGGAUGCAGGCGCAAGCCUCCAUCGAGGGUGCGCCAGAGGUGACCAUGAGCAGCCUCUUCAAACACAUCCUGCGGACCGAGGGGGCCUUUGGGCUAUACCGGGGGCUGGCCCCCAACUUCAUGAAGGUGAUCCCAGCAGUGAGCAUCAGCUAUGUGGUGUACGAGAAUCUGAAGAUCACCCUGGGUGUGCAGUCACGGUGACGGUGGGGAGCGUGGCCCCACCCGGCAGACUCUCUGAUCCUGGGCCUGCAGCCCCAGGGUUUGUAGCCAUCUCAUUCUGUGAAUGUGCCAACACUAAGCUGACUUACACCAAGCUGUGAAGACCCUGGGAUGUGCAAGGGGAGCGGGGAUGAGCUGGCAUGCCCACUGGGUUUGUCCUGCUGACCCCAGCUGAUCCUCUGUCCAUUCCAGGGAAGACCUGUGGAUAUUCCUCGGGGUCCAGGGGUCAGCAUGAUUCAGGCUCAUGCACAUCAGGACAGGGAUAUUUCCUCCUGCAGUGCCUGCCAAAUAGCAGAGCUUGGAAGCUGGCUUAGUUCUUCCAUCUCGCCCUAGCAGCCAGACCAUCAGCCAUAGGCCCUCUGCCCUCUGGCCUACUGAGCGUUUUCCCCCUGCCCACUUGGCGUCUCUCCUCUCUGCUAUUUUAAUAUGGUAGGAGGAGGACUAGCAGCCCACUCCCCACCCCUCUCCUCACUUGUCUCCUCUCAAUCCGUAGUAGGAGGUGAUGUCACCUGACUUGACAAACCUUACUUCCCCAACCUACAGCCUCGAUGCUGGCCUGGUCAUGCAGGGCAGAGGGAGGAGGCUAGCUUCUGUGUUCACCCUCCCUUGAGCCCCUCUGUUGGCUCGAGCUCACCAACUGGUGGGCAUGUGCAUGCUGGGUGGUUGAGGGGCUGCCCGGCAACAGGGUGCAUGGCUUCACAAAGUUGGUGCUGGGUCCUGGAACCCAGAGGACCUCUGCAACUUGUCUGGGGCCUCAUGACACUCUGAGCUGGCCUCGCACGCUGUCAGGACUGGCACUGGCUCGGAACCAAACUCCACCUCCCCGCUCUGUGGCAUGAGGGCAGUGGGGGAGAGUUUUUAAGGGGAGAAGGGCAGAGUUUCUGCCCCAUGUCUGCAUCCCCUGGCAAGAGAAGGAAACGGUGUUAAAGGCCUUAAUUAGGUAUUGUUGGGAAAAGGGUUUUGUUCAGAAAGGCAAGCUGGACAAACGUGCAAGCUGUUUGCUUCCAGAGAGGAGACAAAGGGAGUAAGUAGAUAGGUUUGCUGCCUGUGUUAAAGUCUAUUUCUGAUGUCCCUGGGGAUUUAUGCCCAAUCCCAACUGGGGUGGAGAGGGACCAGCCUCACAUUCCACUGACGUAAUGUAUCACACUGCUUGGAGCCUAUUUAUUUCGUAUUUAUUUGAACAGAGUAUGCCCUAACUAUUUUUAUAGAUUUGUUUAAUUAAUAGCCUGUCAUUUUCAAGUUCAUUUUUUAUUCAUAUUUAUGUUCGUGUGAUUGUACCUUCUCCACACCACGCGGUGCUGGUGGGGAGAGGAAAGGAAGGAGGCCUUCCCACUACCCAAGUGUAUGUCUGUCUGUCCAAAGAAAUUCCUCUCAGAGAUGAAGAUGGGGAAGAAAAGCAAGGAGCAGGAGGAACCUUAAUCGUGGGGGAGGGACGUGUCCUUGGGCAGGUCGGGGCUGGGCUCCUCGGGAUUCCUGUUACUUGCGUGUUCAGGAAGGAGUGAGCCCAGGAAGCCUCGGAAGCUGUGGAAUGAAGGCCUGUCCAGGGGGCGGGAGGAUUGGGAGAAAUAUCAAAAAACCUUGAAGAUGAAAGUCCAAAUCAUUUCCUGGACUGGCAAAAUUUCUUUGUCUGACCCUUUUUGAAUCAGAAGGCAGUGAGGUGCCUCUCACUGUGGGUUUCUGGUGGAUGGGUGGGGAGGGGGCCGUGGAGGAGAGGGCGGCCAGCUCCCCAGGAUCAUUUAUUAGUGGGCUCUCUCCCGCCACCCCCGCUCAGUAAUGCUGGUCAACUUGCACCUCUGCAGUUGCACUUCCGUUCCACCAGAAUGGCCUACUGAGGAAAUCUAAAAUAGGAUGCAAAGAUCAAUGCAAAAUUAUUGUUAUAUAUAAAUAUAUAUAUAGUUAUAACUGGACUUUGUCAAAAAGCAAAUUAAGAAAGAAUUGGAAGUUGUCAUUUAAAACAGCCUUCUAAUAAAGCUUCAAAGCUCA
This is a messenger RNA of Choloepus didactylus (southern two-toed sloth), 3875 nucleotides long. It is a transcript of the gene SLC25A25, whose product is annotated as solute carrier family 25 member 25. Lineage: Eukaryota; Metazoa; Chordata; Mammalia; Pilosa; Megalonychidae. The transcript has 10 exons. Gene Ontology annotation, cellular component: mitochondrial inner membrane. The record is from RefSeq and is a predicted model, not a curated record. Gene Ontology annotation, biological process: transmembrane transport. The coding region runs from base 774 to 1874 and encodes 366 amino acids. Gene Ontology annotation, molecular function: calcium ion binding; ATP transmembrane transporter activity.